Messenger RNA from Diatraea saccharalis (sugarcane borer), 657 nucleotides. NCBI's taxonomy places the organism in Eukaryota, Metazoa, Arthropoda, Insecta, Lepidoptera, Crambidae. The record is from the annotation of a GenBank genome assembly.
AUGCCACUGUGUGCGCAACAAUUAGCAAACGUAGCGUCGUAUUAUGCGCCGACGACCGCUCUGUACCAUCAAAGAAGACGUAAGGAGGUAAUGGAGGUUAGCAGCGAGCCGUGGCGUGCGUAUUACUCAAGCGGUGCUGAACAUCCUCUCAGCGCAGCCACCUCAGCUGUAUUGGAUGUAGCGGAUGAGCAAACACAGCCACUCGAAUACUAUCGCUUGCCGCCACUGGCCCAGGAUACACAUCUUAAUCUACACAAGGAUGCGAAACUCGUUGACGUUUGGCACGAAAAGUGGGCGCUGCGUGUGUGUGACGUUGGAGUGGUAAAUAAAGUCCUCCUACGCGUGGUACCGCACACGUCGCUACCAGCUCCCCAGCAGUGCCAGCAGGCGUCCCGGAAUGUGAGAGACGAUGCGUUUUCGGUUCGUCAUCCUCGUCACUGCUCGCGGGAGUGCAUAAAUACAAAUAAUGACAAUAGACGGAUGUGGUGGAAGCGGCUCACAUUGACAAGGACGCCCAGGACUUGUCUCAUUGUCGGCACGCGGCCCACGCGGCCGUCGCGCGCCGCUAUUGCCCAUUCAUACAUUCAAAAUUAUAACGAACACUCGACUCGCCCGCACCCAUCGAGCGCUAUGUCUCCAAAUGCGUUUGUAUGCUAA